GUUAGUAUCUCAUAUCCUGAAUAGAUUGACGGGCAUAUUUUCAGCUAUCGGUCUUUCACUUGCUGCUCAAAGGGCAUGGAAAAUACAUCUUCGAUUGAGGAAAUAGAAUUCGGCGAAAAAAUCGGAGAAGGUUCGUAUGGCGAAGUGCGGAAGGCCGUGUGGAAAGGCAAGCAAGUUGCUGCUAAACGGAUUCUACCAAUCCUCGUUAUGGAGGACUACGAUGACAUUCAAACGAAAGCUGUGUUAGACAAGUUUGAGAGGGAAUGGAAAAUUCUCUGCAGCAUUCAGCAUGAGAAUAUUGUGCGGUAUUACACUGUUAUUUUACCACCUCCUCCAGAGAGUCCCAUCAUUGUCACAGAGUUGCUAGAGUGCGAUUUGGCCAAGCACAUUCGGGAAUCUAAACCAAAGGUGCCUUUCUCAGACUUAAUCAAAAUCAUGCUGGACGUCGCAGAAGGUUUACAUUACAUUCAUUCUCUAAAAGAACCGAUUGUACAUCGUGACUUGGCGAGCAAAAAUGUAUUGUUGACGAAAUCCUUGCGUGCAAAGAUUGCAGAUUUGGGUCAAGCAAAAGUGUUUCCUCGAGCUGCAAUGUACGCGACCGCCAUGCCGGGAACACCCGUGUAUGCCGCUCCCGAGACGUAUCCAAUGGGGCAAGGAGGACUACCGAGGGGUCAUGAAGCAAGAUACACCGUAAAAAUCGACAUAUUCUCAUUUGGAGCCAUGCUGCUGGAGAUCUGUAUUGGUCAUCUACCUGUGGAUAAUUUGCCUGAUCCGGUUCUUGAAGACGGGAAAAUAGUCCCAGAGUACAUACGCCGUCACGAGGACCUGGAAGAGCUGGGUCCGAGCCACCCUCUACGCAACCUUGUUUUGCAGUGCUUGGAAAACUCUCCCGAGAAAAGACCCAGUGCAGGUGAGAUUAAAGAUAAACUCAGCAAAGCUGCGAGUGGAACAUUAUCAGGUAGCCCGUUUGACGAUAGGGAUGCUGGUAUGUCCCAUAAUCAUUACGAUCACAAGUUUAAGCUUGUCGUACUUGGCGAGUCAAGUGUAGGCAAGACCUCUAUCGUGGCCCGAUUCCUGAAUGCAAACAAACAGCUUUCUGAGAUAUCAUUUACAAGAAACGUCGAGUCUGAAGAUCACUUUGUGCGACUGCGUCUCCGUGAUACUGAUAAGUCAGUCCAUCUUCACAUCGUCGAUGUAGGCGGUCACAGGUCAACCAAAGCCUCCAGCUUAGCGCCUCAGAUUUUUCGCCGCGCUCGGGGCGCGGUUAUAGCCUUCGACCUCCUCUCUGAAUUAUCUUUCUCGGAAGUGCCGAAUUGGGUGAAAGUCGUCAGGGAGAGGUGCUUUGAAGGAAUUCCCAUCCUAUUAGUUGGAAACAAAAAUGACGAGUUGGAGAAAAAGGUUGAUUCGCAAAGAGUGGAGCAAUUUGCCAAAAGAGAGAGUGUGUUUUACACAGAGGCUAGUGCCAAAUCUGGAAAGAACAUCGAUGAAAUAUUCUCUGUCCUCACGGACUUAAUGAUUGAAUGCGAAGACAAAAACGAAGGUGUAGCUAUGACUAGCGAUCUUAUGGUUUCUUUACGAGAGACCCUUUCUGGCAGGGAUGCCAGCCAGGAGAAGUCCCCAAUCGCCGAACGCUACCUUACCCCUCGUCACGAGGCCCUCGAUCCGGGAGUCAUUUUGCUGAACGAUAAAAAGGAAAAAGGAGGGACGAUGGAGCAAGACGAUAACGGAAGGAAAAGCAAAUCACGGUGUUGUUUGUUGGGCUAAAGUGACUGUGGACGAUGUUAGACAUGGAAGAACAUAAGAUUCGCCGGUUUUGAAGGUCUCUUAUUUAGGGGUUACAAGAUUAUGACAGUUUUUAUUAUUAUUCAAUGUCAUCUUUACUGCAUACAACUUUGUUUCAUGUUUAUUCUGAUGGUAGAAUGGUAAUCUUUACUCCCGCAAUUUGUACUUCCAGUAUAAAAUCCACAAUCAGUCCCUUGAAACACUGUUGCCCCAAAGUUGUAGAUCUAGUGAUUCUAGAUGAAGUGUCCGCCUUCAAACCCAAGUGUCUGGUUUUGUACGAUUUUAGACACUAGUAUCAGAUUUAAGCACUAAUGUCAGAUUUUAGACACUAGUGCCUGAUCUUAAUCACUUCUGCUCAUUUUAGAUACAAGUGUCCCGUUUUUGACACAAGUGGCCGAUUUUAGAUGUUUAACUCUAGUUUCCAAUUUUGGAUACUAGUGCCCGAUUUUAAACGCCAGUGUACUAUGUUAGAUACUAGUGUACGAUUUUAAACAUUAGUUUUUUAUUAUAGAUGGUAGUGUCCGAUUUUAGACACUAUUUUGAACACUCGGGUCUUAUCUAGGACACUAGUGUUCAAUACUAGACACAAUAUUGUCGGAUUUUAGACACGAGUGUCCGAUUUGAAACUCGAGUGUCCGAUUUUAGACUUUUAAAAUGUCUUAUUUUAGAGAGUACUGUCCGAUGUGAAAAUGACCGUAGACACCCGAAAGGUACAAAAUUGUAACGAAUAAAAUUGUUAGUAAAAGUUUUGUACCGUUUAGGAUGCCUACGGUCAUUUUCACAUGCCCACAAAGAUCAAUGAUCUCCUCGGCCCGUCAAAGAAAGAAAAAAGGUUUAUAAACAUGCAAAUUUAUAAGAGUUUGUGAACUUUUCUUGCUCUGUUUCUCCCACAGACCGCGCGAAACGUGUACCUUGAGAGAUCUAGUACAGGGUUGGCGAAUCCCAGUAUUUAUUCGGACACAGCAUUAGCAAAGUCGCGUAUCAUAUACAUGUUUGUAUCGUGGAAAUGAUUAAAUAUCAUAAUGUUCAA
Molecule: messenger RNA, 2812 nt
Organism: Stylophora pistillata
Lineage: Eukaryota; Metazoa; Cnidaria; Anthozoa; Scleractinia; Pocilloporidae
Biological process (GO): necroptotic signaling pathway; protein phosphorylation
Molecular function (GO): GTPase activity; protein tyrosine kinase activity; GTP binding
Source: RefSeq, a predicted model, not a curated record